CAAACCCUCGGACGUCGGGGUAGCAUACGCAACUUUGGCACGUUUCAACUGGGGGUGUAGUCCAUAUAGUUACCACCCCAUCACCAAUAAUACCCUCUAGCAAACGGUUUCGGCAAAUUCAAGUUUUUUGUAUUACAGGUGAUAUUGGUGCGUGAGAAGUGUUCGUUAUUGUUCACCGCGAACACGUUGUUAACGGUGAAUCUAUUGUUCGCAUUGAUCGUACGGGGUAUUAUUCGUUUCUAGAGGUUCCCAAUUGACACUAUGCGAAUUUAAGCCAGUGACGUCCCCAAAAUGGCGUCAAUCACUGUCCACAAAUGAAAAUUGAAAAGUCAGAAUAUAUUGGCAGUAAAAAACGUUCAAAAUUCCAAAUUACUGUACCAAAUUGGGUGUAUGAAAUUACACUGGAUGUUCAACACAAAUAACCUCCAUGAAUUUACUAUUGACAUGUCAUCACUGUGUUCCAACUCCACCGUCAGGAUAACGAAUAGGCACAUGAGCUCAUCGAAAAUACGAGGGAAAUCGAAGUACUUGGAAUUUUUGGAGGCCAUUAUUUGAGUUAUAUCGUGAGUGACAAAGUUAUUCUACAUUGGCAGCAGAGAAAAUGGCAGAUAGACAAGGAAUAACAAAUCGUUAAUCGCAGCAUUGCAGUACCUUUGAUGGGCUCGGUGAAGGACACUGGGAAAAAAUGCAUUUGCAUUUUGAGAAAAACACUAAUGCCAAAUGUGACUGCAAUAUUCUGUCACUCAGUUGGAUGGGGAAGGUACCUGAUGAAGUGCCCGAGGACGAGGGGUGGACAUUGAGUCGUACUAAUUAUUAUCAAGAGGGGUGGCUUGCUACUGGCAAUGCAAGGGGCCUUGUUGGGGUGACUUUCACAACUUCCCAUUGUCGGACAAGAAACACUGAGUUACCAUUACGGUCUAACUAUAAUCUACGGGGACAUCAAAGUGAGGUCAUUCUAGUAAAAUGGAACGAACCCUAUCAGAAGUUGGCCUCUUGUGAUAGUUCUGGUGUGAUAUUUGUUUGGAUAAAGUACGAAGGGAGGUGGAGCAUCGAAUUAAUCAAUGAUCGUAGUAUUCCGGUCACACAUUUUUCAUGGUCUCAUGAUGGACGCAUGGCACUCAUCGGCUACCGGGAUGGGUUCGUUCUGGUUGGGAGCGUAACCGGUCACAGGUAUUGGUCAUCGAUGUUGAAUGAUCAGGCAACGAUCACUAGUGGCAUAUGGACCCCUGAUGAUCAACAGGUAUACUUUGGUACUACUGCAGGACAACUGAUAGUCAUGGAUGCUGACGGGGCGAUGGUGUCUGAGGUCCAACUUUCGGGAGGAAUCACAUCAAUGGCAUGGAGUGCUGAGAAAUUCAGAAUGGAAGAGGGCGAUGACGAUCUCUUUGGAAAUGUAGUCCAAGACGACGAACGGAAGUACGUUUUAGCCGUGUGCUUGGCCGACGGAAAUAUCGUCAUGUUACGGUCGUACGAUGAUGUCUCCCCCAUCACCAUCAAGACCGGAUUAAAAUCACCCCUUCAUGCUGAGUGGAGUAAUUCCAGGAAAUUGUUGGCGAUUGCUGGCACGAGUGAGGACGGCGUAUCUAAGAAUGGACAGGAAUACUCCAACAUUCUUAAAUUUUAUUCGGAUUCGGGCUCACUUAUUUUCACAACUGUAAUUCCUUACACUCAGUGUCAAGUGUCAGCAUUGACAUGGGGUCAUAAUGACAGGCGGCUCUUCAUUGCGACCGGAACGCGUGUUCAUACUGCCUGGGUGUCAAGACGAGUUGGAUCACUCCAACUGCUCUCUAGAUUAGCCGUCAGGGCAGCUCUGACGCAUGACUCAAGCGUCGAACAACUUCCCCUGCCUCCCAGACUGCGGGCGUUGGUUGGUGCUCUUUUCGCAAAUACAAUCCGAUCGUGUGUACCUGAGGCACAAGAACUGAGGAAGUUUGUUUCCCGUCCGCCAAGCACAGGUGGUAGACUCCACUGUACAAUGCUUCGGCACGCUGGUGAGCCGGCUCCAUGUUACACACUUUACCUGGAGUAUCUUGGUGGUCUUGUGCCACUCCUAAAAGGUCGUCGCACAAGCAAAAUUCGGCCGGAAUUCGUGAUCUUCGAUCCCCAGAGUCAGGACAACGGGAGCAUGAUCGAUUACACGUAUCAAUUGCCCUCUUUCAGCGAUGGCUCUGACACCGAAAAAGACACAGGGGAUGCGUAUGGCUCACCAAGAAGUAAACGAAAGCAUCGCAGAAAGAGAGAGGACAGAACAACUGAUGAGACUGAUGAUUUGACGUACAUAGACACAUUACCUGAACACGCAAGACUAGUUGAAGUUACAUCGAAUAUAUGGGGAACUAAAUUUAAAAUUCACGGUCUAACUGAUUCAGUUCCUGCCAAUUUAGGUCAAGUGACGUACAGAACAUCGUUAUUGCAUUUACAGCCACGACAAAUGACUCUAGUGAUGACUGAAUUACGAGACGAUUUACCACCCGGUCCAGAUCCAAGUUUCAAUCCUAAUCUGUUCUCUGAGGAUGAGGAGGAGUCAUUCCAGGAUGGUCACAGUAUAUCAAGAAAGUCUGAAACAGCACCGCCACCGAUAGCCCCAAUGACACCCCGAAACGGUCGGUUAAACAUAAAUCGGCCAAAAUCACAAAUUUCUAGUCAAUUUAUUGCGCCAGAUCCACUCAUGUCACCGGUGGUAGCGCAAGCCGAUAGUUACGAUGAUUUCUCAUACAUCGAUGUUCAAGAAGUGAUGGAUAUGGGUGAAAAUGUACGCGCACCGUCCAGCAGUCAUAAAACGUCUAAACAUCAUCCACCGAGAUGUUGUGAGGUACCCACUCUGCAGUCGCCUAAAAAUUCCGUUGCUCCGACCCAAACACUCAUAGCAACUUCCAAUUCCAAUCCCGACUAUUCUAAUAAUAUUCAAAGAGUUAAGACGACACUCACCGAUCAGCAGAUGAUCAAAAAAGAAUUAGAAAAUAAUAAAAUUAAUCAAGCUGAGGACAAGAUAACUUUAGCUGGCUGUCCCACCGAUAUUAUUCCCACAUCUGUUCAGAAUGGACAGAAUAGUGCUUUGCGUCAGAGUUCCGUGAUCACGAGUCAUAGUUCUCCUUCUCAACAACAUCACUGGAAUUCAUCAACCGUUUCGGGUUUGGUCCUGCCUAAUUGUAAUCCCCACUACGCCAAUGUAAAAAGCAAUCAGAAGUCAGGAACUCUGACAUCUCAUCUGAAUGCAUCGCCAUCCAGUUCUCAGUUAUGUUCAACGCCAAAUAGUUUCUCAAAAAAUAUACUGGGUCCGACCAGUAGCUCAAAUUCACCGACAUGUUCCCGACAACAGGUCACCGUGAAUUACUGCUCUACGUACAGUGAGUGCACCACAAACAAGCGAAAGGAUAAUAAAACGACUGGCUGCUGUGGUAAAUCAAACUGCAGUUCGACGAUUCAGUCCACUGUAGCAUCAGAGAAAACUGAAGACCUCAAGUUCAUUGACGAAGAGUCAAGGGAAAGUGGCUUUAUCCAAGCUACUGGAGUCGGUCGCUCUCCAAUGGUCGUUAGCAUCGGCCCAAUGUGCCCUCCGUUAGAUCCAAUUAUUAGAAGCUGCAGCGUUGGUUACUUAGAUCUGGUGGACACACCAAUGAUACCUUGCGACGUGGCAUUGAAGAUGCUGCGGAAAGAUGCACCCAAUAAGCGGCUCGUCUUGGUGUCUCGGAAGAUCAGAAAGAGACGGAAAAAUGAUGGAUAUGAAAUUGGUCAGCAGAAAUUGAAACUGAAAACGUGUGGGAAAUCGAAAAGUUUGGAUUCUAGUGAUAUGUUUCCAAGCACCGAGCUCAAUUCUCUUCCGCCCCAGCUUCCGCAUCAUGCGGAAGAAACCUCAGGUCAGAUGACCGAAGGAUCUGAAAAUCCUCCACACGAAGCAUGUAAUCAGGUCUGUCAAGAUGGUGAAGCUGAUAAGAGAAAGGAAGAUAGAUGUACCCUGGUGGAGGCUAAAUCCAGCGGUUCGUUGUCAUCGUCAUUGGAUGGACUAGCAGCAAGAUUACGUGAUUUUGAUGAUACUCAUAGUUUACCACCACUUUCGCCGCACUUGACCGCGAGACUACCGCGCAGUUCUCCGAGCAGUCCUGCACCAGUUAAGAAAGGAAAAAGACCGGCUUCGGCGUCACCCAUCAGACGUAGACUUUUGUCUAGUCCACUGUUGAACAGGCGAAGCAGAAAGAGUCGGGGAGAGAGCUCUGAUGAUGAGGGUCAAUGCCAGGAGCAGUCGCCGAAAAGUUAUAGAAAUCUGGAAACCUUCCAGAAAGCACAGCUCCGUCAAAAGUUGAAACUGAAAGCAACUGGUACGUCAGGUCAUAAAGCCGAGGAGCUCGUGAUGCACAAUAAAGCUCCAAUGUGGAACGAAUUGAGUCAAGUUUAUCAACUUGAUUUUGGUGGUCGAGUUACACAGGAGAGUGCUAAGAAUUUCCAAAUUGAAUACAGAGGAAAACAGGUCAUGCAGUUUGGACGCAUCGACGGAAAUGCCUACACUUUGGAUUUCCAGUAUCCAUUCAGCGCACUCCAAGCAUUUUCCGUUGCCCUGGCAAAUGUGACGCAACGGCUCAAGUAACCAUCAAUCUUCUCGAGUAUCUCAUUCGAUUUAUAUAUCCAUGCGAAAUUUGGAGUAUGAAUAGCACUGGCUGAAUGUCCGGAGUACUCCUGGCUAUCUAUAAUGGUCUCGUCUUGGCGGAGGGCAUUCUACCGGGACGAUUGAAUUUUCGUCAUAUAGCAAGAGUAUAUGUUUCAAUGACCGUCCAGUGCCACAUCUGGGUCUCCUUUCCCGCAACACUACGGCAAAUUAUUCUUCGUUUUCUUUUUCAUUGGAUAAUUUGUAUGGAAUUGCCAUUUGUGAAUCGAGAAUUUCUGAGUUGAAUACAUAUUCAAUUGACUCAUAGCUUGCAAUUUAUUUUCUAUUCAAUGAGGAAUACACAUUCAUUUUAAAUUGAUAAACUACUGUUUAAGUCGCUGUAUGAAUUAUAAAGAUAGUAUUUGAAAUUGA
Diachasmimorpha longicaudata is the source of this 5011-nucleotide messenger RNA. RefSeq names its product tubby-related protein 4 (gene Tusp). Gene Ontology annotation, molecular function: protein binding. The coding region runs from base 686 to 4582 and encodes 1298 amino acids. Lineage: Eukaryota; Metazoa; Arthropoda; Insecta; Hymenoptera; Braconidae. The record is from RefSeq and is a predicted model, not a curated record. The transcript is spliced from 12 exons.